AUGCAUGUAAACCUCACAUCAAUAUUGACUGAAAGUCCGAUUGAAAUGUUUGAUCGAAUUCUUUCUUGGCAGUAUUACAUGCUUCGCAUGAUAGGACUUGAUGGAUUCAGCAAGCAGUUGUCCGUUAACAUUCUCACCUUAGGAAUAUUUUUUUUAGCGAGUAUGUUUAUGGUAGUCUCAUUUUACGACUUAUUCGUUCUUUUUCGAAAGGAUCUAUUAGGCAAAACAUUUGUGCUUACCACCAUUUGUUUUGGUUUUAUCGGUUGGGGAAGAUUAGUCAAUAUUUUCACACAUAGAAACUUUCUUCCAGUAUUAAUGCAAAUGGCUAGAGCCACUUAUGUUAGAGGUACUUUUGAUAGACGACAAACAUUUAUUCUAGAGCAAUACACUUCAAUUUAUAUGCAUGGAGUGUUGCUGUACUCGACAGUGUUCUUGGUCGGAGUGAUUAUAGCAUCUGUAGGACCUGCAAUGAUAUUUCAACUCAGUGGCGAAACAAUUCUUCCUUUUGGUGUAUACCUCCCAUUUGUUGAUCCAAACUCUGAAACAGGAUAUGAACUCAACUAUUUAUACCAGCUAAGUUGUAUGCUUUGGACACCACCUGGAUUGACUGCGACACAAAAUAUUUACUUUGCAUUGAUUCUCAACAUUUGUAUCCAGUAUGAUGUAUUGCAGCUACAUCUAGAAGACUUGAAUUUACUUAUUCAGGAAACCAGCUUAAUGACAAAAGAACAAGUUAUAGCGGAGAAGUUACGGGAAAUAAUUAUCAAUCAACAGCGCCUGGCUCAAUUCGUCAAUUCCAUUGAAUCAGUUUUUUCGAUUGUCACAAUAAUAGAAGUGCUGUCCAUGACAUUUCAAUUGGUGUUGACAUUAUUUGUAAUGCGUUCAAAACUAUGGCCACCAGGGAUAUUCUUGAUUCCACUGUGCACGAUACAGUUAUUCAUUAUGUGUGUACCAGGGACAAUAAUAGACAUCAAAGCUUCAAAGCUGACGGAAAGAAUGUACAGUGUUACGUGGCAUGAGCUGCAUGCAAAAAAUAAGCGAAUCUAUCAGUUACUACUUCAUCGAAGCCAGCACCCUCGAUGUCUCACGUGUGCUGGCAUGGUCAACAUGGAUAUGCAUUUAUUCAUGAGCGUUGUAAAAAAGGUAUAUUCAAUUACAGAGCGUGCUCUCGGAGCGGUGAAGGAAACAGUCGGGAAUUGCAGCGUCCAGCGGGAUGAUCUUCGUCGUCGAAUAAACGAAAAGUACCUGCCCCUGCAGAAGUUCAUACCGACGGAUCUGAAGGAAGAGCUAGAGCUGUUAGAUCUUUCGCUAACCUCGAUAAGCGCAACAAUGGAAGACUACCAGACUGCGUACAAGAGGACCAAGUUGAUCCGUACCGAUUACUUCACGGUGUACGAUCGCAUCAAAAUGGGGAUUGAGAAUGCCGAGAUGAUCAUCUCCAAACACAGUGUGGAUCCGAGCGAGCUAUAG
Molecule: messenger RNA, 1470 nt
Organism: Anopheles nili
Lineage: Eukaryota; Metazoa; Arthropoda; Insecta; Diptera; Culicidae
Product: putative odorant receptor 83c
Exons: 6
Coding region: 1-1470 (489 amino acids)
Biological process (GO): detection of chemical stimulus involved in sensory perception of smell; sensory perception of smell
Cellular component (GO): plasma membrane
Molecular function (GO): olfactory receptor activity; odorant binding
Source: RefSeq, a predicted model, not a curated record